Aricia agestis (brown argus) is the source of this 3818-nucleotide messenger RNA. RefSeq lists its product as uncharacterized. The record is from RefSeq and is a predicted model, not a curated record. The coding region runs from base 138 to 3680 and encodes 1180 amino acids. Lineage: Eukaryota; Metazoa; Arthropoda; Insecta; Lepidoptera; Lycaenidae. The transcript has 2 exons.
GCGUGCACGCUAAAAGAAGCGUAAAAAAGUUAUUUUAAAGAUUUUUAUUUAAUAAUAUACUCAGUGAUUUUAAGUGCCGUAAUUUCCUGUGUCCGUAGUGUACGGAAUUAGACGAAAAGUAUUUCGGGGUCGUCAAGAUGGCAUCAAAUAUACCUGUAGUUCUGGAGGGAUCCACAUUAGGUCAAAGACAUCAACAUUUCAAUGGUAUUGUCAACAAAGCAUUCCAGCAAAAACUAGACCUGCAAUCAGUGCUUACAGCUGAAGAAAAACUGCCCAUCGAUAGAUUGUAUAAGAUAGAUUUAGCUUCUAAAUGUAGAAAUGUCGAGUAUAUACUAAAUAACCUAAAGGACGACGACAUGUUAUACGUCAGUCGUGCGCUGAAGGCCCUUUGGCUGCUGGAGCCACAGUAUCGUGACUUGAUUAACCCUCGGUAUUUGGAGAACGUGGUAUUCCCACACAUGAUCCAACCUGCCGUUAACAAAAUGAGGCACUGGUUACAGAAAAAUCUUAAGGACCACGCAAGAUGCCAAGAAUUUUAUGAAUAUUAUAAAGAUCGCCAUGGAAUUGCCAUUAAAUUUUUUUGGCACUGUUCUCCUGAUUACAUGAUGACCGAAAUUAAUAAUAUCGUCGAUAAAUUGAAUCCUCAAGACUUAAAAAUAAUAUGUGAGAGUUGUCCCCAGGCUGCCCAAGUAUAUUUCGAAAGUCUUCAAACUAAUAAGGAGGCUCUAUCGCGGUAUUUUGAAAACGAAGAAACUUAUUUUAAAAGCAUACAGAGUGUUCUAAAAGCGAAACCUACGGCGUAUUUGGACAUUAUUGAAAAAUAUUACAGUUUGUCAAAUUUUGGACAGCUCAGCCCAGAAGCUACUUGUUUCAUAAUGAAAAAUCAUAAAGAUAGAUUUAAUGCUAAGCUGGAGCUAUAUGCUGGGUAUUUUCUUAACGUUAAAAGUGUAGCGAGCUUCUUAAGCAGUGAAGAGGCAAAAGAUGUGGUCCUAAGACUAGCUAGAGCUGAAGAAAUUGUUUUAUUUAAUGUAUUCAAAAAAGUAGAACGAAUAAUAAAAAGGAUUAAUGUAAAAGAACGGGCCGCUUUCAAAAAACUGGUUUUUGUUGAAAAAUGCUAUGGUGAUAAGCUUAAAGAGUUCCCUUACCCUAUGCCUAGUAUGAAGAAUGUUGAGGAAACUAAUAUUAGAAGUAAUUUCGAAGACAAAAAGCAUGAUCCCAGAGAAUAUGAAGAACUUGAUGAUAUUAUGUUUCCUUUAUGUGGAAUGGCGUGUAAUUUUAAAUGUGGAAUGUCAUAUGGUGCUUAUGCAGACGAAAACAUGGGUUGCUAUAUCCAUAAAACCCCCUUGGAGUUAUUAUUCGAUAAAUACCGAUUUAAAGGAUUCAGUGAAACAUAUCAGGAGCUGAGCAAUAAAAUACUCGUUGAAAAUUCAGUAGAAGGAAGAAUGAAUAUAUUUCUGGUACUCGUGAGCAAAUGUGGAGGAGUACCGGAGCAGGUAGCCAAGCUUCUGAAUUUGUUGGUGGCAAAGCAUAUGAAUGAGCCCAGCAACUUGCGAGCAGCAGUUGUGAGGUCCCUGGUGAAGCGCGCCUGUGUGUGGAGACUGUCCGUCGACACCUGGGAUAUGAUGAUGAAAUUUGGACAAAACUUAGGACUAGACGGCAAUACCGAUGAGCCAGAAUGUGUGGAAGGGUUACAUGCUGUUGUUAUAAGGCAUUUUAUUAAAAACGAAGAGGUAACAGAAAACAUUAAGGAAACUUUCUUAAAGAAUAUAUCGACCUUUAAGGAAUAUAAAUUAAAAAGUGACGAAAAACUUCUCAUAGGGCCAAAGCUUGCAAAAAUUCUUUUAGAUUGUCAGCCUUAUAAUUUCCUCGAUGUCUUAGCUGAUUAUAAACUUAAUAUUAAAGAUAUCACUAACGCUGAGCUUACUUUGGUUGAAAAAGCGCGCACUGAUAAAGAAUUAUUGAGCAAAUUGUACGAGAAUAAUAUAGGUAGACGUCACCUUUUGAAAGAAUCUUUUGUUCUUUUUAAUAAUGAAGAGUCGUUUUUAAAUGCUUUAAAGCAUAACACAUCUGUUCUUGAAAAUGGGGAUAGUUUUGUAGCACUAAUGAAGACAAAGCGCCCAAAUCAUGAUCGUUUUUUGACGUCCCUAUCUUUGUAUUUCAAUGAACCUAACGGCUUAGCUGAACAACAUAAAUCCAAAUUAAUUGGAGCAAUAAAAGAAAACCCUCUACCUCAGUUUGCUCGUUCAAUUAACAUUCUUUCAAUCAACAUUUUGCUAUCGAAACUUCUUCAAGAAGUAUGCGUGAUCGAGGAGACGAAAAAAAAAAAAGAAUUGAUUGCAGCAUUUAAAUCUACUACUCAUAAAAGUAGGCCAGUUUUGCGCAUCCUAGGUAACGACUCAAAGGAGUUGGAAUGGUUGGGAGCUAAAGCUGUGGCGAAUAAAGUUCUAAUUUGUAGAGAGAAAGAUCGAGAGUUCUAUACAAAAUUUCUUUUGCAAUGGAGAGGUACAGCGAGACUUGCUAUUCGCUUAGCAGUUAACUCUCAAUUCUCCACAGAAACCUUUAUAGCAGCAAGCAAAUUGCGACCUAUAGUUGCAUUAAAAAUGGCGAAUAAAACUUAUCUCAGAAAUAAAACGAUUGAUCCACAAGUUUGGGAAGUGACUAAGCAAUUGAUUAAAAGUCUAAUCACAGAAAAAGCAAGUGAAUAUCUUCGCAAUCAGCUUCUAAAUAAUGACGAUGUCCCGGAAAAUAUAAAAUCUCAAUACUGGGAAAUUUUAUUCAAGAUAUUUACAAAGAUUGACAAGAAGAAACCCCUACCAAUAUUAUGUCGGAUCGAAAACUGUCAAACUACAGCUAAUCAAGAUUUCAUCAAAAGCGUUAUGGAGACUUUCAUUAACGAAGAACUCGUCUUGAGUAAAUUCACAGACGAUGACAUUGCUAAAAAAAACAGAUGCUUAUAUGUCAGGGUGCUAGCAAAAUAUUUAGUAACGUCUGUUUCUAAAGAAGAGCAAAAAGAAAAACUUGAAAACAUAUGUUAUCAUUUCUUUGAAAAAAUUCGUGUAAUCAAAGAGACAUUAAAAGAGAAAUACCAAUUUUUGAACUUAUACGAAAUGCUACGCGAGUUUGUUCGUGCUUUGAAAUACAAUAAAGCAUUUUUAGGAAAUUACUCACCAAGCUAUACCGUUUUCGAAAUAAUUUUAGUCAACAUGAAGAAAAUAUUUCCAGAAGAAAAACAUUUCGUUCUAUACUUGGAGACCUAUUCGAUUAUGCUUUACUAUCGAUCCUUGCAACAAUCGAUUAAUAAGAAGCCAGAAAUAUUCAAAAACUUAGAAGCAAAUUUAGCAGAAGCAACUGAGACUGUUGGCUUACAAAUGGGACAAAAUAUCGGUUUGGAAAUCAGGGAAAUUACUUCUAAGUACUUCUUUUCUAUAAUCGAUAUCUACAAGAAGGUCUUAGUUCAAUAUUUAGAUGAUUUUAACUACAAUUACGCAGAUAAUGGCAUAAUAUUGCCAGUAAUUAAAGGAUUGAUUGAAAUUGGGCAGACCCAAUCACUUUUGUUGGCGGUAUACAUAGCGAAAAAGAGAUAUUAUAACAUACCUCAAUCAACUCGCGAAAGCCUAGUGAAGGAUUUGAAGGCAUUUAAUGAUGAAACUGUGAACUUCUUUCUUUAUGCCAAUAAUUAAGAAUUUACUUGCUAAUCUAAGUGUGCAUUUUAGUAGUAGCGCAAAAUGUAAACACUCAAAUAUAUUUUGCAGCUAAUUUUAAAAUGUAAACUAGCAUUUACUUACUCGACAUGCCCAAGUUUUAACUAAUUGCUUAUU